AUCCUUUUGACACAUCGAGAGGCAAGUUUAAAACUGCAAGCCAUGGAACCAAGGACCGAAAGGGUCGCCAUUGGCGUCGGAGCGAUCCACAAUCCAGCGAGAGCGCAAUACAGCGAGGAAACGCGAGAUUUAAUCAAGAUUCUUAUGGAGGAGGCUAGACUCACUAUGAUGCAGAGGAAAUCUAUACAAGACGCUGUCGACAGAGGUGAAUCACUGCCCCCACCUUCUUCGGCUACGAAAACCGCAAAAACGAAGAACGAAAAAUUUGCCGAAGCUCAGGUCAUGUUUCCAUGCGUAUGGAAGAAACGAUCGCAGGAUAUAAUUACAAAAAGCGGUGCCUACGAAAGGGAACAGUUUAGACGGACGGCGCCAUUGCUUAACAAAGAGAAACAAAAACGUCAUCUCGCAUGCAUGAUGGCAUUUGGUAAAGACAUGCCGCCCACUCCACACGGUCCAAAACUACUUCACAGAGGUCGAAAAACAAUGCGUAAAAUACCAGAUGACGUCGAUCCGUUGAACGAAAUUGUCAAAUCGAUCGAGGAAAGAAUCGAGUUCGUUCGCGAAAUGGAAAGCUUGGGUCAGGGUAAAAAGUAUCGCCCUAUAAUACAGCAGGAAAUAGCUCAGAAAUUGAGACUAUUAGAAACGAUCGAUAAGCAGAGAUCAGCCGAUGUUAAAAAAAUCAUACAAAGAUUCGAGGGAGAUAGAUCGUCACCAAAACCUCCCUUUCCUCUCGGCGAGUUGGACUGCUGAUAAUUAAUUCGCUCUCUCAUAAUUCAUGAUAAA
Molecule: messenger RNA, 783 nt
Organism: Diprion similis
Lineage: Eukaryota; Metazoa; Arthropoda; Insecta; Hymenoptera; Diprionidae
Product: UPF0193 protein EVG1
Exons: 5
Coding region: 43-750 (235 amino acids)
Source: RefSeq, a predicted model, not a curated record